Messenger RNA from Tripterygium wilfordii, 1266 nucleotides. Its product is annotated as 3-isopropylmalate dehydratase small subunit 1-like. NCBI's taxonomy places the organism in Eukaryota, Viridiplantae, Streptophyta, Magnoliopsida, Celastrales, Celastraceae. The coding region runs from base 109 to 885 and encodes 258 amino acids. The record is from RefSeq and is a predicted model, not a curated record. The transcript is spliced from 2 exons. Gene Ontology annotation, molecular function: hydro-lyase activity.
GCUCACCCAAAAAAAUUAUAGGUCGCCGAGGUAUUUUUGGUUUUGGUGCGUGUUUAUACAUCUCUAGCAACCACUUCUCUUCAAUUUUGUACCACGAAACAACCCACAAUGGCGGCUGCUUCUCUCUCCCUCACCGUGAACCCCGCCUUCACCACCACUCCCAAACCUAAACUUGUGACCUCCUUGUCUCACUCCAUCAAGCUCGUCUCCACCUGCACGACGCCCUCAAGGUUCCCCCCUCUCAUUUCCCAGCCGCCAUCGCUUUCCACCCGUCUUGCCUCUGCUUUCACCACAAGAGCCGCAGCCUCCACCUCUUCUUCAACCACCACCACCAACACUUUCCACGGUCUCUGCUAUGUGGUCGGCGACAACAUCGAUACCGAUCAGAUCAUCCCCGCUGAGUACCUCACCCUCGUCCCCUCCAAACCUGACGAGUACGAGAAACUUGGAUCCUAUGCUCUCAUCGGGCUUCCAUCCUCCUACGAAAAGAGAUUUAUUGAGCCCAAUGAGAUCAAGACCAAGUACUCGAUCGUAAUCGGAGGUGACAAUUUCGGGUGUGGGUCAUCGCGUGAACACGCACCGGUUGCACUUGGCGCUGCGGGGGCUAAGGCGGUGGUGGCAGAAUCUUAUGCAAGGAUAUUCUUCAGGAAUUCGGUUGCUACCGGAGAGAUAUAUCCGCUGGAAUCAGAGGUGAGGAUCUGCGAGGAGUGCAGGACUGGUGACGUUAUAACAAUUGAAUUGGGGGAGUCUAGGUUGAUAAAUCACACCACAGGGAAGGAGUACAAAUUGAAGCCCAUUGGAGACGCCGGGCCUGUGAUCGAGGCCGGAGGGAUUUUUGCCUAUGCUCGUCAGACUGGUAUGAUCCCCACCGAGCAGGCUGCUUAGGAUUCUGAAGGGUUUGAUUACAGCAAGCAUGCAUGCAGAUUUCAUAGACUAGUGAUAGUGGGAGUUGGUGUUAGUUAUGCUUUCAAAUUUCUAUGAUUAAUCUUCAUCUUGUGGUUGCUUAUGUAUUAGAAGAAUCCUUGGAUACCGAUGUUCAAAUUGUUGGCUGAAAUGCAAGCCGUCUUGUCAUAUCUUUUUGCCCAGUUAAUUAACCUGCCGUUGCAUUGGAUCAUGUUGGUUAUCGAGAGAUGCCAUGGUGAACAGUCCUAUUGUGUGUGUUUAUGUUUGCUUCAUGCUGGUUUUAGGCUGUGUACUUCUUGAACUUGUAACUCAUGCUAGUUAUGUUGGAAUAAAACUAUGCUUCUCAUUAUUUAGUCUUACUAU